Messenger RNA from Boleophthalmus pectinirostris (great blue-spotted mudskipper), 1866 nucleotides. It is a transcript of the gene p2rx1, whose product is annotated as purinergic receptor P2X, ligand-gated ion channel, 1. The coding region runs from base 118 to 1407 and encodes 429 amino acids. The record is from RefSeq and is a predicted model, not a curated record. Gene Ontology annotation, molecular function: ATP binding; purinergic nucleotide receptor activity; extracellularly ATP-gated monoatomic cation channel activity. The transcript is spliced from 14 exons. Gene Ontology annotation, cellular component: nuclear inner membrane; plasma membrane. Lineage: Eukaryota; Metazoa; Chordata; Actinopteri; Gobiiformes; Gobiidae. Gene Ontology annotation, biological process: monoatomic cation transmembrane transport; response to ATP.
AGAUCUUUUUGUCACAAGACAGGACUCACACCAACCAGUCCCAGAGGAGGUGGAGGAAACUAGCAUUUUGCAUGCCACUAUAAGCUACAAUAUUGGCCCUGAUUUCUAAAGGGGCCAAUGGAAAAAAUGAGAAACAAAAUCACAAAUGCUCUCUCAGACUUCUUGUUUGAGUAUGAGACCCCACGUCAGGUGCUGGUGAGGAACAGGAGAGUGGGAGUUGUGUGCCGGAUAAUUCAGCUUGGAGUUCUUGCUUAUAUUAUCGGGUGGGUGUUCAUCUAUGAAAAAGGCUACCAGUCCACAGACACUGCAAUCAGCUCUACGCUAACCAAAAUGAAGGGAGUGGGCUAUACCAAUGUGAAUGGAACGGAGAAGAUCUGGGAUGUGGCAGACUAUGUCUUUCCACCACAGGGAGAUGCUUCGUUUGUGGUGAUGACCAAUUACAUCAUAACAGAAGGCCAGUCAUUGGGAAAGUGUCCAGAGCUUCCUGGUAAGCACAACUGUACCUCAGAUGCUGACUGUGAAGGAGGGAGUUACAAACGUACGGGACACGGAAGCAUGACGGGACGUUGUGAUAACACUACAAAAACAUGUGAGGUCAUAGCCUGGUGUCCUGUGGAAGAUGAUCAACACAUCCCAGAUCCUCCAUUGUUGAUGUCUGCAGAGAACUACACACUUUUUAUCAAAAACUCGGUCACUUUUCCUUUAUUUGGCGUCUCAAGGAGUAAUCUGGUGGAAGGUAUUGAUGCAAACUACAUCAGUAAAUGUCUUUACGAUCCAGACAAAGCUCCUCUGUGCCCGAUAUUCAAAAUGGGAGACAUAGUCAAAUUAUCUGGGUUCAACUUCGAAACAAUAGCAAAAGUGGGAGGAGCCAUAGGUAUUGUGAUAGACUGGACAUGUAACUUUGAUGUGGAUAAACGAAAGUGUAAACCUGAGUACAGCUUCCACGGUCUUUACGGAAACCCAGAUGAGACAGACAACGCACGAGCAUCUGUCGGAUACAACUUCAGGUAUGCAAGGCAUUAUUUUGAAAAUGGACUUCAGAAAAGGACUCUUUUCAAAGUGUUUGGAAUAAGGAUUGAUAUCAUUGUACAAUCACUGGCCAGGAAAUUUGAUAUCAUCCCAACAUUAACCGCGAUAGGCUCAGGUGUGGGCAUUUUUGGAGUGGCAACUGUGGUUUGUGACUUGGUUCUACUUUAUUUAUUACCAAAAAGAGAGUUUUACAAGAAUAUGAAAUUCAAAUACACAGAGACACAAGGCCAGCCAGACAACGACUCCUUCGAUUUAGACCCAAACGCCUAUUACGGCAUCGGAGCCAAACCAGGACAAGUGCAAGACACUGGGCGCUCCCAUGAUCCAGAAUCAGACGGCGGUUCUGUAGAGACUGAAGUACGAGUAACAAUGACAUGAAAGCAUUCCUGACAAAUUCCAGAGCCACUUUGAAGGUACACCACAAGUAAUGCCUGCAUCCUCCUCCAGAGACCACUCAAUCCAGACUAUGGACGAUUCCAGGAAUAACAAACAGAUUACAGGAAUAUCCAACCAAUGAAUUUUAUGCACAUGAACUUGAAAAGACUGGCCCCAGGGACUGCAUCUCUUUUACUUUUCUUUUUUGCUGGGAUAAUCGCCAAUAGAAGUUGACGCUGUGUAGUUUUUGGGUGUAGUCACUUUUGUUGUUCUUUCGUUGGGUGUAACAUGUUUACUGUAACGCUCUAAAAGCUAUGUGUGGAUGAAUGGACUGAUAAAGCUGUGUGUGGAUGAAUGGACAGUUACAAAGCACUGAACCUCAUCAUUGUGCAAAAUUAGAUCUUAUUGUUGACAAACGGUACAAUAAAAUGAUUUUUGUGGUUAUAAAGAAAACACAAUCAA